CUUUUUUUUUAGUUUUAUUAUCUUGCAACAAAUUAACACUUAAAAAUACAGUUUUUCCGCUAUUUCCAGGGAAAUAGUUUUACUAUAACCUUCUGUCUCAUUUCACUAGUAACUCAUUUAUUAAAGAAAGGAAUUGCUGCAAUAGUUAAUUGCUACUUGGACACACCCCAUUUUCUUUAUUUAAUAAAAACAAAAAGCUAAUAGAUUAGAGUAUAGCCUCAACUUUUUGGAAACAUGCAACUUUUCUGCUUUAAAAUAUAAUUGGUUUCUUUGUUUCAUGCAUUAAAAACAAGGAGGAAAAGCUGAAGUCUGCCCAAGCCAGGUGUUUCUUGUUGGCAGCCUGCUCCCUAAUGACUCUGCUCUCAUGGAGCAGCUGCCUACUAGUCAGCUUUGUAUGGCCUAUUGUUGCUGCAUACCCCUCGUUAAUACACAUGCUGCCCGGGGCAGACCCAGAGAAUGACAUCAACUUGCUUAUCUUAGAAACCUACAAACCUGAGGCAGGGUGCUGAGGUUGUCUUGCAUCUGCCUGGCCAACUAAUUGUGAGCUUUCUGGCCUAUGAUUGGCUGUUAUUCCACUCGGUAAUAGGUUAAGCAAAGACAUUGCUAUUCCAUCUGUUCAACCAUUCAUUGUUCUUCUUGCCUGCCUGGAAGUCUGCAGCUAAAAUUGUGUUAAGGAGUUUACUGUGAAGCUGCUACAGAAACCAAUGUCUUUGUAUUUUCCUGCUAACGUGAGUAUCUGUGCUACUUAAUGCCUUGGAAGUUAAACUUUGCUAAAUAUUCAGAGUAUGAAUUUGAACUCUGUAAAAGAUAGAAAGCACCUCAAAUGAAAGCCUACAAAUUAUUACAUAGUGUCAGCCUACCAGAAAAUUCAAUUAUUUCUGUAAAAUAUGUCUGUGAAGCAGGUUUUUACAUUUUUGUAUUCUGGAGUUGUAUAAAUAAUUACUUAUAGCUUCAAGAACAUUUGUAAGGCAUUAAGCCUGGCAUGUAAUCAUUUGGAGCUUAAGGACAAGUUAUAAAAAAAAAUCUGGUAUUUUAAUAGACAGUGAUUUAGAUUUUAUCUUCUUAUCAAAUUUUCAGAUUUCUUAAGAUGUCACUGUCAUAUCUAGGUGCUGUUAACAUGAUGGUAAAAUUUAAUAUAGAUUUUUCCAUUGUCUUAGAAGUCUAGCUAGAAGAGAUGGACUGAUACAGGUAGAUAUUUCAGCUAUAGGUAGAUGAUGAUUAAGCAUUCAGUUGCUUUGUCAGCAAUUUGAAUAUUCAUGUACAGUUUCUAAUUUCUUUUCUCCCUCCUGUUUUUUCCUUUGCAUUAGUUUCAGAUAUUAGACUGAAGAUGUCAUUGCAAGAACUAUUGCUUUCAAGAGUUCUGUAAUGGGGAAGGGAAGAGACAAAGACUUAACAUCUAUCAGUUGGGAGGGAAAGAAAGAGCAUAAAGGGUUAAAAAGAGGUUUUCAUUUCUACCACAUGCCCUAUUGUGUGAACAUAUGCAUAAGUCUAUUGAAAGUUUUCAGAAGAUGGGCAGGCCACCAGUUGCUGGUCUCCUGCAGUUCCAGUAGACAUCUGUUGCCCCAGAGCAUUAACCAAUCUGUUCAAAGGGACAUCCUUCCUUUGUUAGCUAGAGGGAUGCAGACAACAGCACUCACUCAAAUACAAUGGUAAUUAAAUACACAGAGACUACAGCAGUAGGUAUUUAUUACAUAUUCAUUAUUUUAUUUUCAUUGUUCUCAUAGUAUUACCAUUUGGAUAACAACCAGAACCCACUUUUAUGGCAUUGUAACUUUACAUUAAAACAAAUAAAUUAGUUUAACAAGUUUAUGGUCUAAUAUUCCUGAUUAAUAGGAGGCUCUCUAGAAUAUUAAAAAAAAAAUUACAUCAUUUGAUAUGAAGAAUUAUCCAAGUUAUCUAAUGAGAACUUCCAGAAAAUCUCUUCACUAAAUGGAAGAAUUUUAGUGUAUGUGAUAAAUUUCUAGUAAAUAGCAUAACAUCCCAAACCUGCAUUCAGCUAAUAUAAAGUUUCUUUUGACAAUUAAAAGAAUUAGUUACACUUUAUCAUCAUCUACAAAAUUAACAUGAAGAUUUAGUUCUUUUUUCAACAAGUAAUAUUAUUUAAUUUUUAGCUUGCUCUUAGCAAGAAAAAUUGACUUUUCAAUAUAGUAUGUGGAGGGAAUCUAUAGAUCUAUAAUUCUAGAAAGCUGUUUUUAGAUCAUUAUAUUUUUGCCCAAUACCUUUUGUAUGCAGGAGUAUGGUAUGCCACUUAUAAUGGAUCCCUAAUAUAAAGUUCAAAAAUUAAGCUGUAUUUCUUGGAAUUUUUUGGUAACUAUGGGACUGUAAACCGACCUAUUUUGUGAAACUUGACUAUGCUACUUCUUUGUGAAAUGAGGAAAAUUACCCUUGUUUAAUAUUUAGUUGUUUUAAGUUUAAGAUGGUUUAUAUAAGUUUGCAUUUGAGUAAAUGCAAAACUUAAAAUUCUAAUAAAUGGUUUAAAAAUGAGAAGAAAAGUAUUUUUCUAUCUUACAUGUAAAUAGUACAUUUUGUCAUGUGACAGGCGUUUCUGUCUUCUUGAAAAUUAUGUUGAUCGUUUUGAAGGUGCUGAACAAAAAUAAAGAUCAUAUACCAUUCUUUUUCUGAAGUUUCUCAUAAUAUUUUAUUUCUCAUAAUAAUUCCUGUGAGUUUUACAUAUUUCAUUACAUGAACAAAUACUGCAGUCUAUGAAAAUAUUUUACGUUUUUAAAUCUUGAGCAUUUAACUUUUUAUGAUUUCAAGAUUUUGCCAAAUUCUGGGUUGUUUUUAAGUGCUAUAUAAAGUCGGGGCAAUCCUUUACUAAUUACAAAUGGGUAAGGAAGCAUUCUAGAAAUUAAAGUUUUAAAAACUGAAUCUUUACGAUUUACGUCAAUACAAAUCAGGUUAUUUCAAAUUUGUAUUAUGUGAUAGAGAAUACAUAUGUGGCCUGCCUAGAAAUUAAACUCACUUGUCCUUAUUUGUACUGUUUAUUAUUUAAUCUCUUGCUUUAUAGGAACUAAAAAUCAUUUAACUACUUGUUUAGUACAAGAUGACAUUGGAUAACUUUCUCUGUCCUAACCAAUGAAAUCUAGGAGAUGAAGAGAUACCUGUCAGUAUGCAAAAAGUUCAACAAGAAUACUUUAAAACAAAAAUUAUUUGGCCUAACAAGACUGAAUGUUAAUUUUUAAAAAGAAUACGGGGUGCUUUGCAUUCAGGAAUACAGAAAAAACAACAAAGUGGAGUCAAGUACACUUAACAGCUUCAUGGGCUUGAAGGAUCACCUGGGGCACGACCUUGGCCACCUGUAUGUGGAGAACACUGAUUCACAGUUAAGUGUAGCUGUACCUUGGUCAACGGUAGAUAAACCAACAAUGGAUACAGUUAACGCUGGAAAGGAUGAAAAAGAGGUGUCCGAAGAGAAUGCAAGCUCUGGUGACUCUGAAGAAAGCACUAAUUCUGAUCAUGAGUCAGAACAAUUGAGUAGCAUUUCAGUAGAGCCAUGCUUAUUAACCAAGACUCACAGACAACUCUGUAGGUCUCCCUGUUUAGAGCCUCACAUACUCAAGCGCAAUGAAAUUUUGCAAGACUUUAAACCCGAAGAGUCCCAGACUACAUCCAAGGAAGGGAAGAAACCCCCUGAUGUGGUACGAGAAUACCAAACAAAACUGGAGUUUGCACUUAAGUUAGGUUAUUCUGAAGAACAGGUUCAGCUCGUGCUAAACAAACUUGGUACAGAUGCUUUAAUCAAUGAUAUUUUGGGAGAACUUGUCAAACUUGGAAAUAAAAGCGAGGCUGAUCAAACAGUUAGUACUAUUAACAGUAUAAUGCGGGAAACAUCUUCCCUGGAAUCUCAGCGGUCUGAAUCUCCAAUGCAAGAGAUCGUAACAGAUGAUGGUGAAAAUCUGAGACCAAUAGUUAUUGAUGGCAGCAAUGUGGCAAUGAGCCAUGGAAACAAAGAAGUAUUUUCCUGCCGAGGAAUAAAAUUAGCAGUGGAUUGGUUUUUGGAAAGAGGCCACAAAGAUGUUACAGUCUUUGUUCCUGCUUGGAGAAAAGAACAAUCCCGGCCUGAUGCUCUUAUCACAGAUCAGGAAAUUUUACGUAAAUUAGAGAAGGAGAAGAUCCUGGUGUUCACGCCGUCCCGGCGAGUCCAGGGGAGGCGAGUGGUGUGCUAUGACGACAGGUUCAUCGUGAAGCUGGCUUUUGAGUCAGAUGGUAUAAUUGUGUCCAAUGAUAACUACAGGGAUUUGGCUAAUGAAAAACCAGAAUGGAAGAAGUUCAUAGAUGAGCGGUUAUUAAUGUAUUCAUUUGUUAAUGACAAGUUCAUGCCUCCUGAUGACCCUCUUGGCAGACACGGCCCCAGUCUGGAUAAUUUUCUGAGGAAGAAACCUAUUGUUCCUGAACACAAAAAGCAGCCUUGUCCAUAUGGAAAGAAGUGUACCUAUGGACACAAGUGCAAAUAUUACCAUCCCGAAAGGGGCAGUCAGCCUCAGCGGUCGGUGGCUGAUGAACUUCGUGCCAUGUCUAGAAAUACAGCAGCCAAAACUGCAAAUGAAGGAGGACUGGUGAAAAGCAACAGUGUUCCUUGUAGCACUAAGGCUGAUAGCACUUCUGAUGUGAAACGAGGUGCUCCAAAGAGGCAAUCAGAUCCAAGCAUAAGGACUCAAGUCUACCAAGACCUAGAAGAAAAGCUUCCCACCAAAAACAAAUUGGAAACCAGGUCUGUACCUUCCUUAGUUAGUAUACCGGCUACUUCUACUGCAAAACCCCAAAGCACUACAUCUUUAAGCAAUGGCCUUCCAUCUGGAGUUCAUUUCCCACCUCAGGAUCAAAGACCACAGGGACAAUAUCCUCCAAUGAUGAUGGCAACCAAAAAUCAUGGAACGCCAAUGCCUUAUGAACAGUAUCCAAAAUGCGACUCGCCUGUUGACAUUGGAUAUUACUCCAUGUUGAAUGCAUAUUCAAAUAUGAGUAUCUCAGGCCCACGAAGUCCUGAAAGGCGUUUCUCAUUAGACACAGAUUAUAGAAUAAGUUCUGUAGCUUCUGACUGCAGCAGUGAAGGGAGCAUGAGCUGCGGGAGCAGUGACUCCUAUGUGGGGUACAAUGACCGGUCCUACAUCAGCUCUCCCGACCCGCAGCUAGAAGAGAAUUUGAAGUGUCAACACAUGCACCCUCACAGCCGCCUUAAUUCCCAACCCUUCCUGCAGAAUUUCCACGACCCCUUAACCAGAGUGCAAAGUUACAGUCACGAAGAACCAAAGUUCCAUCACAAGCCUCCUCUUCCACACUUGGCUAUGCAUCUACAGCACCCCGCUGUGGGCGCCCGGUCCAGCUGUCCCGGUGAUUACCCCUCUCCACCAAGCUCAGCACACUCUAAGGCACCACACCUAGGCAGGUCCCUAGUGGCCACUAGAAUAGACAGCAUUUCUGAUUCUCGCCUCUAUGACAGUUCUCCUUCAAGACAAAGGAAGCCUUAUUCCCGCCAGGAAGGGAUGGGGAGCUGGGAUAGGCCAAGUUACGGGAUGGAUGCGUAUGGAUAUCGGCAGACUUACUCGUUGCCUGAUAACUCCACACAGCCAUGUUACGAGCAGUUCACCUUCCAGAGCCUACCUGAACAGCAAGAGCCGACUUGGCGGAUUCCGUACUGUGGAAUGCCACAAGAUCCUCCAAGGUACCAAGAUAACCGAGAAAAGAUUUAUGUCAACUUGUGCAACAUCUUCCCACCCGACCUUGUGAGAAUUGUCAUGAAAAGGAAUCCUCACAUGACAGAUGCCCAGCAGCUCGCUGCAGCCAUUUUAGUGGAGAAAUCACAGCUGGGUUAUUGAAAGAUGAUGCAUCUUUGUGGUGUUUAGUAGUUUUUUGUUCAGCUCAAAUGCUGAGGGAGGUUUGCUACAAUAGCACAUGUGAUCUCCUUCUCAGCAAGGAGGUCAUAUAGUAUCCAUUUAUGUGAAAUACUGUAUCAUGGAAUCUGUAUGUAUAGCCCCACAUGGUGGAAGUAUCACGGGAUUGCUUUACAUUUAAACUUUUUUUUAACAUUUCCUUUUUAAAGCUAUAUCCUUGGCUGGAAAUUUUUCCAGUUUGAUUUAAUAGAUGUAUCUGUGAUCUUUGAUAAUAAUCUUUGGUGCAUCAGGGGUUUAUAUGCAGCACUUUUUAUCCUUGUUUCAUGUUUUAUUAACUUGGUGUUUGUCUAUCAACUGCAAGCAAUUACAGUACCUUCAGAAUGUGGAGCAUUUGACUAGACCUAGCAAACUAUUUUUUCAAGCCAAGCUUAAUUAGACUCUUUUACAGCUUUUUAAGUUAUUUUUAUUUGGGAAAGGUGGGCUUCUUUGUGCUAUAAUCAUUAUUUAUAGAAACAAAGAUAUACUACAGCACUGACUUUAUAUUUUAAACAAAAUUUAAGUUACCAGUUUAUGUUGAAAUGGGUAACAGUAUAUAUUAGAAUGAUCUACAGUAUGGCACUUUUCAUUGUGUUAUUUUUGUUUGGAUUUUCUUUCUGUUAAGAAAUUAGUUAAUUUAAUAUGGUCGAUUUAAAAGAAAGCAGAUGCAAUCAAUGGAAAAAUUGUUUCCAUUUUUUUUUUUUUAUGUAUAAGGCAAAAGCCGUAACUACUACAGGUUAGAGUUUUGUUAUCCAGCUAUGAUGUGCUUCUAGACAGCAGAAAUGGAAUUGAAUUCCUAGAUUUCCAUUAACCUGUAUUUUUAAUAUAUCUGUCUUUUUGUUUUGGGGCACAAUACUGGAUAAAAUAACCCUUUCACAGUACUUGCCUGAUUUUAAUGAAUCUAAUUAUUCUCAAUGCAACUUUUAUAUUUAAUAGACUCUUUAGCUUUUCUGCUGUUUAUCAAGGCUGGCCUGAGAUGGUUUUAUGUGUUGAGCAUAUGCAACAUUUAUUGAUACUGCACUAUAAAAAUGGUGAUGGAGGAGUUGUGAAUGGUAACUUAAAAUUUUUGUAAGAUAUUGUAUAUUUUCCAUUUUCCUGAAGGUAGUUUUUUUUGGGGGAGGGGAGGGCCUGUUAUAUUAUUAAGGCCAGAUUCUUGCCACAAAUAGUGUAGUUUUAGAUACAGACUAAAGUCUGUUCUAGUAUUAGUAAGGGAUAUUUCUGGUUUCAAAGUCAUGGGUUUUGCUAGCUACAAAUGCAUUUAUGUGGAUUAGAAGACAGGUUUUGCAGUCAGUGGCAGACAGUUGUGUGAUUGACAGAACUUGACUGUUGCCUCCAGAUUUUGGGUUUUACUCAGUGUAAUAGACACAUUCAGAUUUGUUUCUGUAGUCUGCCUAGACUCUCUGGUUAUUCUGAUUAUUCUACAUGCUACAGUUUGAAGUAAAGCCCUGAAAAACCAGAAAGUACCUUUUACUGUUGAUACAAAUUGUAUCUUUUUAACUAUAAGAACUAUUUUGAUUUGUAGAUCUAGUUAAAACACAAGUGUGUAACUAUGAUUAGACUUUUGGGCAACAUUUUAUCCCUUAUUUAAAUACAGAUUUUUAAAGUAAAAUUGAGGUCUAGAAUAGGUUAGAAAAUAAAAGUAACAAUUUAGGUAAAUAAAAGUGUCUGUCUUAGUUUUAUAUAAUAUAUUAAAACAUAUUAAAUAAGUUUAUUGGCAUUUUCUUUCUCCUAAAACUUAUCUAGUGUGAACUUAAAAUAAAGGUAAAAUGCUGCCUGAAAAUAAUGUCCAAGCACCUUUGACUAGGAUAACAUUUUCACUACUUGUGUGACACCGUGUGUUGCAUGAAGUAGGAUUUGGGUAUACAGUAAAUGCUUCUAAAAGGCAUUGUGCAUAUUGACAUAUCCAAUAAUCUGAACCGUGUUCAGCAAACUUAAUUCAGGAGAGUGGUGUUCUACACAGUUACUGCUGUUGUAUUUGAAAUGAAUUUGGUACUCAUCUGUACCCAGAAAUAAUACAGAUGAUGCCACACAAACCAUUCUGAGUGGUGCCUGAGAGCAACCCUACUCACUUGUGAAAUUGUUCUCCUUGAUUUUGUUGGUCACUAUUUAUAGGACAAGUUUAAAUGUGGAGGCUAACCCAGUGCCAAAAAUAAGAUUACAAAUGUGUGAUACCUCUUACUUUAGUUAUGUUCUAAGACUUUUUUAGUAUGAAAUCACUUUUAAAUUAUACAUGUAGGUUUUGCUUCCAUUUUCUUCACUUUAGCAUCUUAGGUGUUUGAAGGUCUGCCAAACUUUACUAAAUUUAUUUAAAUGAAAUCGUAGGUGAAAUGUAUAUGACAUUUUUAAUUUGACCUUCUAGUAUUUUUAGAUGACUAUAUGUCAUUGUUUCAUGGAUUUUAAACUGUGGAAAAAUAGUGUAGCCAGCUGCCACCUAUCCUGAAGUGAAUAGCUCUGAACUACCCACACUGAAAUCCUUCAGUAUGAUUAAUUAUGAGUUUUUUUAAAAUAGCAGUUUUCUGAUGUCAAGAGGACAGUUUGUCCCCUUUGUUUUGAAGCACCAGUGUUGCUUCCAGAGCUUAAGAGUGAGAUAAUUGGCAGACAAAUUUAGCAUUUGUACAGCAAAUCUGUGUUUAUCUAAAGCAAUAAAUAAAAGGAGUCCAUCAUUAAAUUAAAUCCGUAACUGGUAACAAACCUUCAUUUUAGCCAAAAAUUUCUCCUUAUUCAAAUCUUUUACCAGACUUGCUAAUAAAUAGCGAAAAAGAGGUGUGUUAAUAAGUGAAAUUGCCAGACACGGUCAACUGAUAGACAAAAAAGAUUCAGACUGCAAUAUUUUGCCCCUGAAUAAUUGACAGUUGACUGUACUUUUACACAAUAAUUAGCCAGUCUGUUGUCUCUGUGUCUUAGUCCAGAGGGAAUAGUACCCAACUGGCCACAUUCUGGCCCUUAGUAUUUCUUCCUUUACUGCAUGUGAUCCAGAUGUUUUCAGUCUCGUUUUUAUGAUCUCUUUAUCCUGAUCGAGUUUGUCAUUGACCUAAACAUUUAGAAGAAACACACACCGGUAUAAAAUAUUUGAUACUGGUGGAAACUUGAACUUUGUGUUUUUAUGAAAAUUCAUUUAUGAGAAUAUGUAAUAUAACUAAAAAGUAUUUUAUAUAUAUAUAUACACACAUGUGGAUAUUUGUUAUGAGGUAUUAAAAAUGGGGGGGGUGCUUUUGAUGGCUAACUUUUGCCUGAUUGAACUAUGUUUCUUUGAGUUGUAGAUGACCAAGUACAGGGUCUAGAUGGCCAAUAAUAUUUAGAACUACUUGAAUGGAAAGCAGUUCUUCACUGGUUUUAUUCUUGGUAUUUUUAAAGAAUUAUUUUGAUAAUUUUAAUAGAAUGUGUAAUUUUAAAAUACACAAAAAAACUUAAGGUAGUAUUGAUUAUACAAAUUAUUUAACAUGUCUUUUAUGGAUGUAUCUAUAUGUAUAUAGACAGUAAUAUAUUUAUAAAACAAAUAUACUUUAUGUUAUAGCUGUUCAUGACAGGUGGGAGGAUGGAGUGGUGUGUGUGUGUGUGUGUGUGUGUGUGUGUGUGUGUGUGUGUGUGUGUUUUGAAAACAAGCUGUUUUCCCUCCUCUGAUUUAAUGGUAUUUACUCUAAAGUAUAUUUGGUUUUUAUUAUUCUUUUUUCUAUCAAACUCCCUUAGUCAAAAUAGAAUAAGAUGUAAAGUUUUAUGGCCAUUCUCUUGAUGUGUGGCUGAUCCAUUUUCUUAUCAUCCAACUCCUGGAGAAUUCCUGAGUGACCCCAAAACAAACAGGUUAUGGCUACAGAUAACGCUUCUGUUCCAAGUAUAUUAAAGAUGAAAACUCAGCCAAAAUGUCAGGUUUCCAAGGUAUACACCAACAAAUAAAAUGAAGUAUUAAAAAAAAAAUGGAUUUCACACAUGCAUGAGAAUAACAGAAAACAGAAUGUUAAUAAAAGAAACAAAACACACAUUAUUAUAGAUCCAUUUAAGACAAUCUCCUAGGGUGGGGAUUGACAGACUUUUUCUGUAGAGGAUCAGAGAGUAAGUAAUUCAGGCUUUGAGAAUCAUAUGGUCUUAAAAACCACUUACCUCUGCCUCUGUAGCAUAAAAGCAGCCAUAGAUAAUAUGUAAAUGAACCAGUAUGGCUGUAAUUCAAUAAAAGUUUAUUUACAGAAACAGACAGCAAGGCCAGAUUUGGCCUGUGGGCCAUAGUUUUCUGAUCCCUGCCCUAGAGGGAGAAAAAUGGGCAUUUUAAAUAGUAAAUCUUGCUGUACGUUAAUAGAAGAAAUAAUAAUUGUAUUUCAGUUGACAUUCAAAGAAAAUCUGAUAGUUAUUGAUAUCCUUCAAAAGAAGAUUGUGAGACAGUCAUACUAAAACAUCUUAAUUCACUUAUGUUUGUUUAUCUGAUGACACUCAUUUAUUAGAGAUAUUUCUUGUGUUUAACCACCC
Molecule: messenger RNA, 10322 nt
Organism: Microcebus murinus (gray mouse lemur)
Lineage: Eukaryota; Metazoa; Chordata; Mammalia; Primates; Cheirogaleidae
Source: RefSeq, a predicted model, not a curated record